Messenger RNA from Phytophthora sojae, 1161 nucleotides. RefSeq lists its product as hypothetical. Lineage: Eukaryota; Oomycota; Peronosporomycetes; Peronosporales; Peronosporaceae. The annotation marks the transcript as partial. The transcript has 2 exons. The record is from RefSeq and is a predicted model, not a curated record.
CAGAUUCGCAAUACCACUCCAGAUCUGUCAUGUAGCAGUAUCUAUCUAAUUGGAAUCGCCACUGGGUGCGGAGCAAUGUUCACAAUGGUUGCGCUGGCUGCAGUGUGGGUAUUUCCUAUUCCAUUUGGCAUUGUGCUCGCCUCGAUUCCGUUCCAAUUGUUUCUCGCGAUUUUCUUUUUGGGAUCCGUUCGGCGGCAUGGAGCGUCUUCACUUAUUCCUCAGCUUAGCGCUACCCGGAAACACCAGCUUUAUUUGAUUCUUGCUCAAUCUGUGCUGGCAUUCAGUUAUGUCACGUUCAGCGUUAUCUUUGCAAAAUGCAAUUCGACGCAACAGUUUGGGCUAUUCUUGCUUCUACCUGUCGUGAAGCUUGCGUACAAACACGUCGGUGCUCGGCUGGCUUCUGACAACAAAGAGAUCAUCCCUGUUGUAGUCGUGUUUACGGUGGAUGUGUUCAACGGAUUGUAUAUAUCGACUUGUAUUCAGUCAUCGCAGUCGUGGUUGGGAUCAUUUCAGAUGAUCACGUUAACUAUCGCGCAGACACUGAUUUCUCUCUGGGAUAUCAACAAGAAAGCGACUGUCCUUGACCGCUUAAGCCGUCGAAGCAACCAGCCUCACGAAAGCAGAAGAACUUCUGUCAGCCUUGUUCAGAGUUCAAGGUCUCACACGUGCAUCGUUCCUUCUGAAGAUGCCACGAGCUUACCUUCGACGAAAUUAGCGCGAAAGCAGCGGCAAUCACAAUCCCUUCUCGAAACAAAGCUGGAUAAUUGCUCACGGAGCAUGCUAUUCCACUUGGAGUACGUGGUUCUCGUAGCCUAUGUCGAAAGCGUCGUCCCCGCUCUCUACGUUCUUCACUUACUGGUCCUUGUCCAACUUCCAAGUGCCAAGUACUAUGCGCAUACAGCUGAUCUCUCCUCGGCUCAACUGCGCACGAGCGUUGGAAGUAUACUGCUUUACGCUUCGGCGGAGAGUUUUUCGCUUGUGUGGCUUCACAUUGUGCUCCGCCGCAAGUUCGGCUUCUCUCUGCUUUAUCAGUUGGCUUUCGUACUGGAGACCGAAAAAGGGCAGCACCAAGGCCGGCUUUUCAUGUGGAUAGCGCCGAUAUUGCAGCUUAUGCUAGUGCACUUCGGUGUCGACUUCAGUUUUCAGUUCAAGUGGCUACGC